GAGAGAGAGAGAGAGAGAGAGACUUUAACCAUUUAUCUAACCUACUAAAGCAGAACUCUUAAAGAGACACGAGCCUCGAAAUUUAAACACACACACACACACACACUCCACACACACACGCACGCACGCACGCACGCACGCACACUCGGUACCUACCUGCUAGCUCGGCGGUUUAUAUCCCGGUGUCCGAUCCCGUCUACAGGAGGGUGAAUACGGAAUAGUCCCCUGUUACAGGACACGUGGAGAAACGUAGAAACGUGUCGUUCUCGGAGCUGAACGUGUCGCUGAACGUGUCGCUGAACGGUUAUGCAUGACCACAAAGUCUAAUUCCAUCUCACUGGACUGAAUAUCUGACCUUUCAGGACGAAGGAUUUCAGAGAUAAAAAGCAGGAGUUAUCUGUGUUAUUUUGCUUAACAGGUUUCCCACUUCUGGGAUUUAUCUUCAAUGCCAUGGGUGUGAUUUUAGAUCUACUGCAUUUAUGUAGGCAUCAUUAGACAUCCUUAACCUUCCUCUCACAGCCAGCCAUCCAUCCACAGAAAGGAAUAUGGCAAAAAAUGUGACUGACGUCCCAAGGGAGGAUUUAAGCAAAAUCUCAGACGAGGAACUCCUCCGACUCAGCAAAGAUGAGCUGGUUCGAAAGCUCCGCAAAGUGGACAGCGAAAAGAUCGGCCUAAUGGUGGAGCAUGGCAACAUGAUGCGAGACGUGAACCGGAGACUACAGGUUCACCUUCAUGAGAUCCGGAAUUUGAAGGAAGUCAACCAGAAGCUGCAGGACGACAACCAGGAGCUCAGGGAGCUGUGCUGCUUUCUGGACGACGACCGGCAAAAGGGCAAAAAACUGUCGCGGGAGUGGCAGCGCUUCGGCAGGUACACGGCCGGCGUCGUCUGGAAGGAGGUCGGAUUCUAUCAGCAGAAACUGAAGGAGCUAGAGCUCAAUCAGGAGACCAUCAUGCGUGAGAACGUGGAGUUAAAGGAGAUCAUCAUCAUGCUGGAGGAGGAGAGGAACGGCGCCGGGUCGAGGAGCUCUAUAGACAGCCAAUCCAGCUUGACCAACCUGAACGGAGGAACAAAUAACGUGAGGGACGUAGGGGACGGAAGCAGUACGUCCAGUACGGGAAGCGCAGGAAGCCCGGACCAUCAUCACGGUCACGGGCACAAACCUGUAGACGGAAAGAUGGCAGCCAUAAGAAGAUCUAUGGAUGAUCUAUCAUCCAACCACCUCCACCGGAGCAUACCCAACGGACUGAACGAGUCCUCGAAUUACGUCCGUCAGCUGGAGACCAAAGUCCGGAUAUUAGAGGACGACAACAAGCAGAUUUUUUCCCAGGGGAACGUCGGCGAUCUGAAGACGCUGAAGAAAGGCUUGUCGCUGUAUCACUCCGAGUCCCAGCUCUCUGCGCUUUCCAAGCAGCAAGACGCCUUACAGAACGGCACCGCUCGACUUCCCGGUGGAGAUCUGCCCUCACCCGUCACCCCCUACAUAACAUCCGCUCAGAAACCAGAGGCUCUGGUUCAUGCCAUGAAGGUAUUGGAGGUCCACGAGAACCUGGACAGAAAGAUUCCCGAGGACUACGAGGAGGAUCUCAGCGAGAAAGAGAAAGCUAUCGUGAGAGAAAUGUGUAACGUGGUGUGGCGUAAACUCGGCGACGCGGCAGGCUCCAAGCCGUCCAUCCGGCAGCAUCUCUCCGGAAACCAGUUUAAAGCCCCCAUGUAAAGCCCCUGACCUCGAUCAGCACGUGCCGUCGAGCCGGUCCGUCCACAUCCGGGGUUAAUACAGAGCACUUCACCAAGCAAUCAGCGUUCGAACAAACCUGUGUUCCUAACACCACAGCACCAUCGCCGGCAGCCAUGUUUUAGCAUAAAUUAGGGUCACGCAUUCAGCACAAACUGAUUUUUCUUUUUCUACUCACCCAACAAGGAUCUACGGCAGCUAGUGGCAUCCGUUCCCAUCCUACUGAACACUGAGACUAUAAAUUUCAGUCAUUUUAUCCUGACCCAACACUCCACCGGCAACGGAGCUGCUUCACUCCGUCAUUAGUGUCACGAGCUACUUCAGGAGAAUAAACCGUCACCUCGGACGAAAGCAAACGAGAUGCAGCAAUCUACCUCUGUUUCUCUUUACUCUAAAGAGGGUUACACGAGCACACACCACGAUUGCUUCACUCCUUUUCCUCUACUUCCGUUUCCCAUGAUAUAAUCUCACUGUUUUAGAAACAAAGGACUGAUUAGGACUCGACUCUCACUGUAUACAGCCCCCAUUUUUGUCCUUUAACUUAGACCAACUUGACAAUCGUUUGUAAAUGAUAAGCUAUUAUAAUCCUGAAGCUAUAAAACUUGGGGGCACGGUGGUUUAGUGGUUCGCCUCACACCUCCAUGGUCAGGGGUUCGAUUCCCGCCUCCACCUUGUGUGUGUGGAGUUUGCAUGUUCUCCUCGUGCCUCGGGGGUUCCCUCCGGGUACUCCGGUUUCCUCCCCCGGUCCAAAGACAUGCAUGGUAGGUUGAUUGGCAUCUCUGGAAAAUUGUCCGUAGUGUGUGAGUGCUUGAGUGAAUGAGAGUGUGUGUGUGCCUUGUGAUGGGUUGGCACUCCGUCCAGGGUGUAUCCUGCCUUGAUGCCCGAUGACGCCUAAGAUAGGCACAGGCUCCCCGUGACCCGAGGUAGUUCGGAUAAGCGGUAGAAGAUGAAUGAAUGAAAGCUAUAAGAACUUAUGCAGUUAGUCCCUUUAACACCGAGGUAAUUCCGCGGAAUUGAGUAAAAGCGCUUCUUUGCUAACGAACGCUUCAGAUCCAGCGCAGACGUCUGAUCCGGGGGUUCGUUUGAAAACAGGACGAGGUCUUAAUGUUGUCUGAAAACACGUAGCCGAGCCGUUUACGCUGUGACACCAGCCGUAUGUUCGCACUAGCGAACGACAAAGAACCUGUUUUCUAUCGAGCGACACUUGAAUCGGGAUUUAUUUUUUUAAAUCCUAUGCAAAUUAGAUGCGACGCGAUACGAUCGGCUCGAAGGAUUCCUCAGACCGAGAGACAUCACGAAGAAAAGUAAAGCUGGGAAGGAAGCUAGCUUUAGAAGCUAAAUAUAGCGCGUAUUGUUUCUCAUCGGAAAUAAAGCAAACAAACAAAAAAAAAACAGAAAAAACAGCCGAAGAAUAUAAAAGCACUACAUUUCUCUCGUGUGAACGUAAGGUUAGCGCUGGUUCUUCAGAUCUCCAGGCGAACGUUAUGUUGUUCACGUACAUGAGAUUCGGCAGUCACGUAUGAAGAAUUGCGUAGACGAGGAAAUGUCAGCCGUUUAAAGGUGCCGUCUGUAACUUUUACGGUUUGUCUUAUAUUUCAAAGAUUGCUUUGUUUAGGUUUCAAUGUACACUUUUCUGACCCUGAAAUAGGCUCCGCCCCCAAGCCGAAAGGAGCCACUCAGGCCAGAUGAUGCCGGCGUUCUGUAGAAAGGAAGCUAUCGAGGUUUAAAUGUAACUGCACCUCUAACGUCUUUCUGCUGCGCAUGAAAGACUCUUUACUGCCACAAAAGGUAUUUGCUGCAUUCGCUGUAUCACGGCGCUUAAAAGUGUAAAGUCUCAGUGGUGUUUAUCCGUGUUCCGAUGUUUUUAUUUUUCUUCUAGAUUUUUCUCUCGAACGAUAACGAUCAUCCUGUGAGGAUUUUAUUUCCGGCAGCUCAGGAAGUUUCUCCAGCAAGGAGAGCGUCUCUCAGUCACGUGGCGAACGUUAACGAGGGCAGAACGUCAGAGCUUCCUAAAGAUCUGUGUCUUUCUUUACACAGAUUCUAGCGCUGUGGUAAAAAUAUGAACACGCUGACAUACAUCAUACGUCACGUUGGAUCAAAUUCAACCUAAAGUUAGAGACACAGAGUCAGGAAAGUCAGGAAUAUAUUAAAGUAAUCAACUUCUGGGUGACGCGACGUGAUGCGACGUGACGUGACACCGACGUGACGUGGCGAACAAACUGAAGCUGAUUAUUUUCCUCUAACAGCACAUCAUGAAGUUUUUUGUUCCUCUUAUACUGCAGAAACGACCACAUUUUAUUUAUUAAAGAACGACAAGUUGUACUUUUUAUCCGUUUAUUAGUACCUUUUAUGGUUUGGGAACAAGUUGGUUACAGUUCUCAUUUACGUCAAAGCAGUUAUCAGCGGUCUUCCCUUCAGCGGCCUUUCUUACUGACACUAGAGACUCCUUCCUUCUUUCUUCUCUUAGUCUCCUUCCAAAAAAACGUAUCACAUUUAUUUUUGGUUUAGUUGUUGCACAGCGACCAUGAUAUCGGUCUCUUUGUAAGCUCUUACUAUAGCAACCGAUCGAUAACGCAUCGAUACCUUCUAACCAAUCAGAACCCAGGAUUUAUCAGCGCCGCAGGGGUAGACCACGAAAAUGAAUUAACACAACUUUUGGUUGUGCAAAAUAUCCCAGAAUUCUGUGUUUGCGUCCUGGAGGAAAGAGUUUGAUGUGAACGAGUCGGACAUUUCCGGAACAUCUGCAGCUUUCUGGUUCUCUCUCACAGACACACACACACACAAAUACACACACAGUAAGAACUUAUGAGUAAGGAGGCAAGCAUGAGCAAAGCUCUUAAUCGUAAUACAAUAGUUCAAGAAGCCAUAACUGUUUUUGUAACUGAAUUCCAUCAAAUGUUUUCCACAGUCUAACUUUCAGAUCCUUCUAGUUGUCAGAGCAGGUGAUCUGUGUUUGUGCUAUAAACUCAGAUGAAUUUUAUUGGUUUGUUCUCGAGCCAAGAUGCAGCAGGUGACUUUUGGCAGUCAUGUGUUUUGGUUUUAUUGAUGAUUAUUUAAUUUUUCUGAAAUGUGACUGAACGUAAACGAGCAGCAACCAUUUGAAAGGUGAAAAUAAAAUCAUUUCUAUUUUGUUUAGAAGUUUCUACGAACAAUGACAGGAAGCUCUAAAAGAUGAGAUAUUAUUUGGGGGGAGGGAGGAAAAAAGAGUAUUUCCAAUUUUUAUAAAAUAGUUUUUUUUGUCCAUUUGGAAGCACAAAAUAAGUUUAUGAAUCCCAGAUUUUCUUAUUUCCUUUCAAAUGCACCGCUGCGUUUGUGAGCAAGGACGUGACGUGAUGACGUGAGGAUCUCUAACCCGAGUAAACUGUUCGUAGGGGAACUCGCUGUGUAAAUAAAAUACCUCUUUCCUGUAGAAUACCUGUAACUAGCAUGCCUUUAUAAUUAUUAUCGUUAUUUUCAUAAGAACUGUACUGUAGGAAAUGAAACGCUGUCUAGAUGAAACUCAGUGCACUUCCUGUAGAUGAUUGGAAAUAAAAUGUACACUCUUUUUAA
Molecule: messenger RNA, 5282 nt
Organism: Tachysurus vachellii
Lineage: Eukaryota; Metazoa; Chordata; Actinopteri; Siluriformes; Bagridae
Gene: ccdc85ca
Product: coiled-coil domain containing 85C, a
Exons: 7
Coding region: 546-1715 (389 amino acids)
Cellular component (GO): apical junction complex
Source: RefSeq, a predicted model, not a curated record